AGAAAUGGAAAACUCACUUUUCCUCUUUGUCGAACAUGUGUACAAGAUCACAUGAAACAAGACGAUGUUGCCGUGUAUCAGGAGUGUCAUCACAUUGAGAAAGAAAGAGCUUGGGUAGGCACGUUUGUCACCUUAGAAUUGAAGAAAGCCGUGGGGAUGGGUUACAAAAUUCUGGAAAUCUACGAAGUAUGGCACUGGAAUCAAUGGAGCCAGUAUGAUCCUGCCACCAAGACGGGUGGAUUAUUCACUGAUUAUAUCAACCGUUACCUAAAAAUGAAAAUGGAAAGCAGUGGAUACCCAGACAUCUGCCACACAGAUGAAGAGAAACGUCAUUUUAUAGAAGAGGUUUACAGAAAAGAAGGAAUAACACUUGAUCCGGACCAAAUUAUACCGAAUAAAGGCAAACGAGCGUUUUCGAAAUCGAUACUAAACACACUUUGGGGAAAAUUUGGACAAAGAGACAACUUUAGUCAAACAGAAUACAUCACGGAUCCUUCAGAAUAUUUUCAGCUGAUGAACGAUUCCACAGAAACAGUCAAAGAUGUUCAAAUUGUCAAUGAUAACAUGGUCAUGAUCGAAAAAUUGAAGAAAGAACAACACGUUCAACCAUGCGCUAUCACCAAUGUAGUGAUUGCUGCUUUCGUGACAGCCCAAGCACGUUUACUAUACAGUGUAUUGGAACCCUUAGGAAACAGAGUGUGUUACUUUGACACUGACAGUAUCAUCUACAGACAUCUACCACUACAAUGGAAUCCAACCGAAGGUUCGUCGUUGGGAGAAUGGAAAAACGAGUUACCAGAAAAUGUACACAUCACGCAAUUCGUAGCUGGAGGGCCUAAAAAUUACGCUUACCAACUGAGCAACGGUCAGACAGUCUGUAAAGUAAGAGGAUUUACAUUGAACUACCGAGGAAUGCAACAACUUAAUUUUGAGACGGUAAAAAACAUGGUACGACAUUUGGAAGAAAACAUCAGUAUACCUAUAGAUAACCCACAUAAAAUAGUCCGAUCACGUGACAGAACAUUAUGGACUCGUCCAGAGCAGAAAUUAUAUAAGGCUGUUUACACCAAACGAAUGGUUCAUUUCAACACGAGAGGAGAACCUGAUAAUACCUUACCCUAUGGAUUCACUCAAGCCGAAAAUUAG
Lottia gigantea (owl limpet) is the source of this 1146-nucleotide messenger RNA. RefSeq lists its product as hypothetical. Gene Ontology annotation, biological process: DNA replication. The record is from RefSeq and is a predicted model, not a curated record. Gene Ontology annotation, molecular function: DNA binding; nucleotide binding; DNA-directed DNA polymerase activity. The transcript has a single exon. The annotation marks the transcript as partial. NCBI's taxonomy places the organism in Eukaryota, Metazoa, Mollusca, Gastropoda, Lottiidae.